Messenger RNA from Dovyalis caffra, 1215 nucleotides. Lineage: Eukaryota; Viridiplantae; Streptophyta; Magnoliopsida; Malpighiales; Salicaceae. The record is from the annotation of a GenBank genome assembly.
AUGGAGACUGAAUUGGAGAAGAGCCACCAAGGAGGAGGACUGAAGAGACUGAGAUGUUCAGUUCAAAACUAUGAUUGGGGUAAAAAAGGGACAGAGGGGUCUGAGGUUGCAAGGCUGUAUGAAUUGAAUUCUGGGUCUGAUAUAGAAUUGGAAAAGAAGAAGCCUUUUGCUGAGUUUUGGAUGGGUACACAUGGUUCCGGGCCUUCUUUUGUGGUGGAAAGUGGUGUGGAGAAUGGGGACUCGACUGGGUCUGGAAGUUUGAGUUUGAAAGAAUGGAUUUUUAAGAAUCCUAAUGUGCUUGGUGAUAAGGUUUUGGAGAAGUGGGGUUGUGAUCUCCCUUUCUUGUUCAAGGUACUUUCUGUGGCAAAAGCAUUGUCAAUUCAGGCUCACCCAGACAAGGAAUUGGCAAAAGUUCUACACAAGUUGCACCCAAAUCUUUAUAAGGAUGACAAUCAUAAACCUGAGAUGGCUUUGGCCCUAACAGAGUUUGAGGCCCUCUGUGGUUUUAUCAGUCUUGAGGAGCUUCAAGGCGUGCUUCGAGAUGUUCCUGAGAUUGUAGAACUGGUUGCCAGUGCAGAAGCAAACCAAGUCUUGCAAUUCAACGAGCAAGAUCAUGAGGAAAAAGUAAAAUCUGUUCUGAGAUCAGCUUUUACGCAACUUAUGUCAGCAAGCAAAGAGAUGACAGCUGAAGCAAUAUCCAAAUUAAAAAAUAGAUUGUCUAUGGAAAGCGAGAUAAGGCAGCUGACAGGAAAGGAACAGCUGGUCUUGCAGUUAGAAAAGCAAUAUCCAGCUGAUAUUGGUGUCAUAUCAGCCUUCUUUCUUAAUUAUGUGAAGCUCAAUCCUGGUGAAGCUUUGUAUCUCGGGGCAAAUGUACCCCAUGCAUAUCUAUAUGGUGAGUGUAUUGAAUGCAUGGCAACCUCAGACAAUGUUGUGAGGGCUGGUCUUACGCCCAAGCACCGGGAUAUCCAAACUCUUUGUUCCAUGCUCACAUACAAACAGGGCUUCCCUGAAAUCUUAAAAGGAUUUCCUUUGAGUCCAUCCAUUUUUCUUAUCAUGGUUGGGGAGGGUGCAAUGUGCACAGGAUCAUCCAAAGAUGUAGUUAUGGAAGGAGAUGUCCUAUUCGCACCUGCCAACACUGAAAUUAUGGUAUCAACUGCAUCCGAGUUGCAUCUGUAUAGGGCAGGAGUGAAUAGCAGAGUCUUUCAAAUCUUGUGA